GUGUCACAGUAUUUUAAAGCAGCUGCCACACAGGACACACCUCUCAGGAGGUGGCCAGCAGGAGCUGAGCAGAGACCCAGCCAGGACUUAAUCAUUACAUUUCGCUUCUGUGGACACCUUCAUUAAAGAUACCAAGAGACUGCUGUCAUGGCGGGGAAGCCCAAGCUCCACUACUACGAUGGACGAGGCAGGAUGGAGUCCAUCCGGUGGCUCUUGGCUGCAGCUGGGGUAGAGUUCGAAGAGAUAUUUUUACAAUCGCCAGAAGAUUUGGAUAAGUUAAGGAAUGAUGGGAGUUUGAUGUUCCAGCAAGUGCCCAUGGUGGAGAUUGACGGGAUGAAGCUGGUGCAGACGAGAGCCAUUCUCAACUACAUCGCCAGCAAACACAACCUCUACGGGAAAGACAUAAAGGAGAGAGCCCUGUAUUGCAGAAAGCCCAGUUUGACAGAAAAGAGAAGAAGGUCUCCUAGUUUCACAGUGUUGAUUGACAUGUAUGUAGAAGGCAUGGCGGACUGGAAUGAAAUGUUUAUUAUGCUAUUCGUCCAUCCCCGCGAGGAACAAGAUGCCCAGCUUGCCUUGCUCAAACAGAAAACAACAGAUCGCUAUCUCCCUGCCUUUGAAAAAGUGUUAAAGAGCCACGGACAAGACUACCUGGUUGGCAACAGGCUGAGCCGAGCUGACAUUCAACUGGUUGAACUUAUCUAUAACCUGGAAGAGUUUGAUCCCAGCCUUACCGCCAACUUCCCUCUGCUGAAGGCCUUGAAAACCAGAAUCAGCAACCUGCCCACUGUGAAGAAGUUUCUGCAGCCUGGCAGCCAGCGGAAGCCCCCCUUGGAUGCAAAAGCUUUAGAAGAAGCCAAGAAGAUUUUCAGGUUGCCAUAAAGCUGGUGCAGGGAUGAGGCACAUGCAAGACCAAUCUGCAGCAUUUUGCAGCCAUGGAGUGCUGGUAGAAUUGCUGAUGGUGACUACUGUGAAGCUAAUAAAUUUUUAAAAUCAUAUGCUAAUCAAGUCGUGAAAGUUCUAUGAUCUGACUUGUUAAAAUUCAUUGCUUUUCACUUAUUUUUAUUCCUUUUCAUUUAAGUCAGAUAUGAAAUGAGAUUUCCAAUGUCCUCUAACCUCUUCUCUCUUGGAAUUAAAUGGAUUGUGCAAAAGGAAAAUGUACAUUAUGUUGUUCACUUCCCAUUUCCAGAGAUUGUCCUGUGACAUUUGUUAUGUGACCUAUCAAAAAAUUAUGAAUGGAAAUUAGAAUUUGACACUUUGGGGUAUAAGCUGGAAAAGCGUUACUAUUCUGGGGAACAGCAUAACAGAAUUUUCUUCUUAUCUUGGAGAACCAUGUUAUUUCUGAUAAUAAAGAUCUGUCUUACCCACUUUCAAA
This is a messenger RNA of Otolemur garnettii (small-eared galago), 1372 nucleotides long. RefSeq names its product glutathione S-transferase A3. Gene Ontology annotation, molecular function: glutathione transferase activity. Gene Ontology annotation, cellular component: extracellular exosome; cytosol. Gene Ontology annotation, biological process: glutathione metabolic process; xenobiotic metabolic process. The record is from RefSeq and is a predicted model, not a curated record. The coding region runs from base 148 to 879 and encodes 243 amino acids. NCBI's taxonomy places the organism in Eukaryota, Metazoa, Chordata, Mammalia, Primates, Galagidae. The transcript has 8 exons.